UCAUCGGUCAACUGGUUAGUCGAACGAAAUCAUAGGGACUUUAGGUGGCAACUAUAAAGAAAUGUUUUGAUUUUUUUUGUUGAUUUUGCUUUUGCAUCGCAUGGUGUUCCUCAAGAUGCUUCCGAGGCCAUUAGUUAGUCUGUGGACUGAAAACUUGAAGCUGGCGUACCAAUUUCCUAAAAUGCCUGUAUCAAGUUCAUACACCAAGCAUGCAUCAAGUUUGUGCUCCAAGCACAUGAAACUGAUCAAUCAACUUCCGAAAAUGUCUCCAUCUAGUUUAUAUACUGAACACCUAAAGAGUCUACUUCCUAAAACGCUUGCAUUCAAUCUUGCAGACAUUAAAGCUGCUAAUUCUAGCAUUCUGCAGAUCACUCCCAGUGUCUCUCCUCUGACCGGAUUUUUCGAUUCUUCAUCAAACAGCACAACUGGAACAUCUCCUUUUGGAGGGAAAUGGUUACCAACAGGUGUCCCUCACUGGAACUUAGACAUGCCCACUGUCCCCCCCAAUAGGCUAAAGGUGUACGAAGACGUCACACAAGCAUGGAAGACGAUUCAAGAUCCUGAUGUCAAUCACAAGGAAAUCAAAGACAAACCAUUACCUGGGCUCUCAAAGAAGGAAGCUGUUCGCAUGAUCGUGAUCCGUAGGCGCAAAAUGAGGAAGCACAAGCUCAGGAAGCUGCGCAAGAGAAUGAAGUUUGUCUUUGCCAAGGUCAAGCUGAAACGAGCAUUGCGUAAAGAACAGGCAUUUCGCACGGAGCUUCUGACGCAAGUGGAAGCGGCCGACAUGUUUGAUGCCAAAACAUAUGUAGAGAAUAUUCUUCAUACACUGAGGUACCAUCCCAAGCCAGAGACUGAAGAAGAAAGAAGAGAGCGUUACCGAAUUUUGAAAAAGAUGAACCGUUACAACACAAAUUUCCAGAGGCCUAAGUUUGAUGACUAAUUGUCUUCUUUCUCUUUCUCACCUGUAUAGAAUCUAUUAUUAUAAUUGUGAUGUUUUAGUUUGGAAAUAAAUAUUUGCAU
This is a messenger RNA of Uloborus diversus, 1020 nucleotides long. RefSeq lists its product as uncharacterized. The record is from RefSeq and is a predicted model, not a curated record. Bases 101 to 940 code for a protein of 279 amino acids. Lineage: Eukaryota; Metazoa; Arthropoda; Arachnida; Araneae; Uloboridae. The transcript has 6 exons.